AUGGCGAGGCGCGGAGCUCGGCCGUGCGCGGGCGGUCCCCGGGGCCCCGCGCCUGCCCCGCCGCCGCCGCUGCUGCUGCUGGUCGGGCUGGCGCUGCUGGGCGCGGCGCGGGCGCGGGCGCCCGGGAGCGGCGACUUCAGCCUGCACCCGCCCUACUUCAACCUGGCCGAGGGCGCCCGCAUCGCCGCGUCCGCCACCUGCGGCGAGGAGGCCCCGGCGCGCGGCGCCUCCCGCCCCACCGAGGACCUCUACUGCAAGCUGGUGGGGGGUCCGGUGGCCGGCGGGGACCCCAACCAGACCAUCCAGGGCCAGUACUGUGACAUCUGCACCGCAGCCAACAGCAACAAGGCGCACCCUGUGAGCAAUGCCAUCGAUGGUACGGAGCGCUGGUGGCAGAGCCCACCUCUGUCCCGUGGCCUGGAGUACAAUGAAGUCAACGUCACCCUGGACCUGGGCCAGGUGUUCCAUGUGGCCUAUGUGCUCAUCAAGUUUGCCAACUCACCUCGGCCUGACCUCUGGGUGCUCGAGCGGUCCACAGACUUUGGCCUUACCUACCAGCCGUGGCAGUUCUUUGCCUCUUCCAAGAGGGAUUGUCUGGAACGAUUUGGGCCCCGGACUCUGGAGCGCAUCAGCCAGGAUGAUGAUGUCAUCUGUACCACCGAGUACUCGCGCAUAGUGCCACUGGAGAACGGCGAGAUUGUGGUAUCCCUGGUGAAUGGGCGCCCUGGGGCCAUGAACUUCUCCUACUCACCACUGCUGCGUGACUUCACCAAGGCCACCAAUAUUCGCCUGCGUUUUCUGCGUACCAACACGCUGCUAGGCCACCUCAUGGGCAAGGCACUGCGGGACCCCACUGUCACUCGCCGGUACUAUUACAGCAUCAAGGACAUCAGUAUUGGAGGCCGCUGCGUCUGCCAUGGCCACGCAGAUGUCUGUGACGCCAAAGACCCCUCGGAUCCUUUUAGGCUGCAGUGUGCCUGUCAGCACAACACAUGUGGUGGCUCCUGUGACCGCUGCUGUCCUGGCUUCAACCAGCAGCCGUGGAAGCCGGCCACCACUGACAACGCCAACGAAUGCCAGUCCUGUAACUGCCACGGCCACGCCUAUGACUGUUACUACGACCCUGAGGUGGACCGGCACAAUGCCAGCCAGAACCAGGACAACGUGUACCAGGGUGGGGGCGUCUGCCUCAACUGCCAGCACCAUACCACUGGUAUCAACUGUGAGCGCUGCCUUCCUGGUUUCUACCGUGCUCCAGACCAGCCUCUUGACUCGCCCCACGUCUGUCGCCGCUGUGACUGUGAGUCGGACUUCACCGAUGGGACCUGCGAAGACAUGACAGGACGCUGUUAUUGCCAGCCGAACUUCACAGGGGAGCGAUGUGAUGCAUGUGCCGAGGGUUUUACCGGCUUUCCACACUGCUACCCUGUGCCCUCAUUCUCCCACAAUGAUACCGGGGAGCAGGUCCUGCCAGCUGGACAGAUAGUGAAUUGUGACUGCAAUGCCGCCGGGACCCAGGGCAAUGCCUGCCGGAAGGACCCACGGGUGGGACGCUGUGUGUGCAAGCCCAACUUCCAGGGUGCCCACUGUGAGCUCUGCGCACCGGGCUUCUAUGGCCCCGGCUGCCAGCCUUGUGGGUGCUCGAGCCCCGGGGCAGCCGAAGGCCUCUGUGACCCAGACUCUGGCCAGUGCUUGUGCCGCCCAGGCUUCGAAGGGGCUGCAUGUGAACGCUGCGCACCUGGCUACUUCCACUUCCCUCUCUGCCAGUUGUGUGGCUGCAGUCCUGCAGGGACCCUACCUGAGGGCUGUGAUGAGGCUGGCCACUGCCGGUGCCAGCUGGGGUUUGAUGGCCCUCAUUGUGACCGCUGCCUCCCAGGCUACCAUGGCUACCCCGACUGCCGCGCCUGUGCCUGUGACCCCCGGGGGGCUGUGGACCAGCACUGUGGGCCGGGCGGUUUGUGCCGCUGCCGCCCCGGCUACAUGGGCACCACCUGCCAGGAGUGCAGCCCCGGCUUCUACAGCUUCCCCAGCUGUGUCCCCUGCCACUGCUCUGCGGAUGGCUCCUUACACCCCGCCUGUGAUGCCCAGAGUGGUCAGUGCAGCUGCCGGCCCCGUGUGACAGGGCUACGUUGUGACAUGUGUGAACCUGGAGCCUACAACUUCCCCUACUGUGAAGCUGGCUCCUGUCACCCUGCUGGCCUGGCCCCAGCCAACCCUGCCCUUCCUGAGGCACAGACCCCCUGUACGUGCCGGGUACACGUGGAGGGGCCAAGUUGUGAUCGCUGCAAGCCAGGGUACUGGGGACUGAGCCCUAGCAAUCCAGAGGGCUGUACACGUUGUGGCUGUGACCCACGGGGCACGCUGGGAGGAGUUGCAGAGUGCCAGCUGAGCCAUGGCCAGUGCUUUUGCAAGGCCCACGUGUGCGGUCAGACCUGCGCAGCCUGCAAGGAUGGCUUCUUUGGCCUUGAUCGGGCCGACUACUUUGGCUGUCGCAGCUGCCGAUGUGAUGUUGGUGGCGCAUUGGGCCAGGGCUGUGAACCAAGGACGGGUGCCUGCCGGUGCCGCCCCAACACCCAGGGCCUCACCUGCAGCGAGCCGGCGAGGGACCACUACCUUCCUGACCUGCACCACCUGCGGCUGGAGCUGGAGGAGGCCACCACUCCUGACGGGCACACUGUGCGAUUUGGCUUCAACCCCUUGGAGUUCGAGAACUUCAGCUGGAGGGGCUAUGCCCACAUGGCACCCAUCCAGCCCAGCAUCGUGGCCAGGCUGAACGUGACAUCACCGGACCUCUUUCGGUUGGUUUUCCGAUACGUCAACCGUGGACCCACCAGUGUGAGCGGGCGAGUCUCUGUCCAUGAGGAAAGCAAGCUGGCCAGCUGCACCAACUGCACAGAGCAAAGCCAGAAGAUGACUUUCCCACCAAGUACAGAGCCUGCUUUCGUCACUGUGCCCCAGAGGGGUUUUGGGGAGCCCUUUGUGCUGAACCCUGGCAUCUGGGCCCUUCUUGUGGAGGCUGAAGGCGUGCUCCUGGACUAUGUAGUUCUGCUGCCUAGCGCCUACUAUGAGGCAGCUCUCCUGCAGCACCGAGUGACCGAGGCCUGCACCUACCGCCCUUCGACUCAGCACUCCGCAGAGAACUGCCUCCUCCAUGCCCAUCUUCCUCUGGACGGCUUCCCCUCAGCAGCUGGGCCUGAAGCCCUCUGUCACCAUGACAAUAGUUUGCCCCAGCCUUGCCCCACAGAGCAGCUCAGUCCUUCACACCCACCACUGGCCACCUGCCUGGGCAAUGACGUGGCCGUACAACUUGAGAUGACAGUACCUUGGCCAGGCCACUAUGCUCUGGUGGUAGAGUAUGCCAGUGAAGAUGCCCAGCAGGAGGUUGGCGUAACUGUACAUACCCCUCAGCAGGCACCCCAGCAGGGAAUGCUGACCCUCCAUCCCUGCCCAUACAGUGCCCUGUGCCGGAGUCCUGCCCUGGACACCCAACACCAUCUGGCCACUUUCCACCUGGAUGCCAAGGCCAGCAUCCGGCUCACGGCCAAACAAGCGCGCUUCUUCCUGCACAGCGUCACCCUGGUGCCCACAGAGGAGUUCAGCACGGAGUUUGUGGAGCCCCGGGUCCGCUGCGUGAGCACCCAUGGCACCUUCAGCCCUGGCAGCGCCGCCUGCCUGCCCUCCCGCUUCCCGAAGCCGCCACAGCCCAUCGUUCUCCGGGACUGCCAGGUCCUGCCACUGCCUCCCGACCUCCCCCUGACCCAGUCACAGGAGCUCACACCCGGUGCGCCCCCAGCUGGACCACAGCCUCGGCCCCCCACUGCCGUGGACCCCGACACAGAACCUACCUUGCUGCGCCACCCUCAGGGUACCGUGGUCUUCACCACCCAGAUGCCCACCCUGGGCCGCUAUGCCUUUCUGCUGCAUGGGUACCAGCCCGCCCACCCCACCUUCCCUGUGGAGGUGCUCAUCAAUGGGGGCCGCGUCUGGCAGGGCCAUGCCAACGCCAGCUUCUGCCCGCAUGGUUACGGCUGUCGCACGCUGGUGUUGUGUGAGGGCCAGACUGUGCUGGAUGUGACGGACAACGAGCUCACCGUGACUGUGCGUGUGCCCGAAGGCCGAUGGUUCUGGCUGGAUUACAUGCUUGUCGUCCCCGAGGAUGCCUACAGCCCCAGUUAUCUCCACGAGGAGCCCCUGGACAAAUCCUAUGACUUCAUCAGUCACUGUGCCACCCAUGGUUACCACAUCAGUCCCAGCAGCGCGUCCCCGUUCUGCCGAAAUGCCGCCACCUCCCUCUCUCUCUUCUAUAAUAAUGGGGCCCUGCCUUGUGGCUGCCAUGAAGUGGGUGCCACAGGCCCCACUUGUGAACCAUUUGGGGGCCAGUGUCCUUGCCGAGCCCACGUCAUCGGUCGUGACUGCUCCCGCUGUGCCACUGGCUACUGGGGCUUCCCCAGUUGCAGGCCCUGUGACUGCGGUGCCCGCCUGUGUGAUGAACUCACGGGCCAGUGCAUCUGCCCACCCCGCACCAUCCCUCCUGACUGCCUGGUUUGCCAGCCCCAGACCUUCGGCUGCCACCCCCUGGUUGGCUGUGAGGAGUGUAACUGCUCAAGGCCUGGUGUCCAGGAGCUGACGGACCCCACCUGUGACAUGGACAGUGGCCAGUGCAAGUGCAGACCCAACGUGGCUGGACGCCGCUGUGACACCUGUGCUCCAGGAUUCUAUGGUUACCCCAGCUGUCACCCCUGUGACUGUCAUGAGGCAGGCACCACACCCAGUGUCUGUGACCCCCUCACAGGCCAGUGCCAUUGUAAGGAAAAUGUACAGGGCCCAAGAUGUGACCAGUGUCGCUUGGGGACCUUCUCCCUUGAAGCUGCCAAUCCCAAGGGCUGUACCCGCUGCUUUUGCUUUGGAGCCACAGAGCGCUGCAGGAGCUCGGCCCAUGCCCGUCACGAGUUUGUGGACAUGGAGGGCUGGGUGCUGCUGAGCACUGACCGCCAGGUGGUCCCGCAUGAACGGCGGCCUGAGAUGGAGCUACUGCAUGCCGACUUAAGGAACAUGGCUGACGCUUUCCCAGAGCUAUACUGGCAGGCUCCACCCUCCUACCUGGGGGACAGGGUUUCAUCCUAUGGUGGGACUCUGCGCUAUGAGCUGCACUCAGAGACCCAACGUGGUGACACCUUCAUUCCUACCGAGAGCAGGCCAGACGUGGUGCUGCAGGGCAACCAGAUGAGCAUUGCCUUCCUGGAGCCGUCAUACCCUGCACCUGGCCACAUUCACCGGGGGCAGCUACAGCUGGUAGAGGGCAACUUCCGGCACCUGGAGACUCACAACACUGUGUCCCGUGAGGAGCUCAUGAUGGUGCUGGCUGGCCUGGAGCAGCUGCAGAUCCGCGCUGUCUUCUCCCAGUUCUCCUCGGCUGUCUCACUGCGGAGGGUGGUCCUGGAGGUGGCUAGCGAGGCCGGCAGGGGCCCUCCAGCGAGCAACGUGGAGCUAUGCAUGUGCCCUGCCAACUACCGUGGGGACUCAUGCCAGGAAUGUGCCCCGGGCUACUAUCGGGACAUCAAAGGACUCUUUCUGGGCCGAUGCGUCCCCUGUCAAUGUCACGGUCAUUCAGACCGCUGCCUCCCUGGCUCUGGGGUCUGUGUGGGCUGUCAGCACAACACAGAAGGGGACCACUGUGAACGUUGCCAGGCCGGCUUUGUAAGCAGCAGGCCUGAUGACCCGACAGCCACCUGCAUGAGCUGCCCCUGCCCCCUGGCAGCGACUUCCAACAACUUUGCAGAUGGCUGCGUCUUGCGAAAUGGCCGAACCCAGUGUCUCUGCAAACCGGGUUAUGCGGGGGCCUCCUGUGAGCGGUGUGCUCCUGGCUUCUUUGGGAACCCUCUGGUGCUGGGCAGCUCCUGCCAGCCCUGCGAUUGCAGUGGCAAUGGAGACCCCAACAUGAUCUUCAAUGACUGCGACCCGCUGACGGGUGCCUGCCGCGGCUGCAUGCGCCACACCACAGGGCCUCACUGUGAGAGCUGUGCCCCCGGCUUCUAUGGCAAUGCCUUGUUGCCUGGAAACUGUACCCGGUGCGAUUGCUCCCCAUGUGGGACGGAGGCCUGUGACCCCCGGAGUGGGCUCUGCCUGUGCAGGGCGGGUGUGGCUGGGCGACGCUGUGACCGCUGUCUGGAAGGACACUUCGGCUUCGAGCAAUGCCAGGGCUGUCGCCCCUGUGACUGUGGGCCAGCCGCCAAGGCCUCUGGGUGUCACCCCCAGAGUGGACAGUGCCAAUGCCAGCCAGGGGCUGCAGGACCUCAGUGCCGCGAGUGUGCCCCCGGCUACUGGGGCCUCCCAGAGCAGGGCUGCAGGCGAUGCCAGUGCCCACGGGGCCACUGUGACCCACACUCGGGCCGCUGUACCUGUCCCCCAGGACUCAGUGGGGAGCGCUGUGAUAUCUGCAGCCAGCAACACCAGGUGCCCGUGCCUGGGGGGCCUGGAGGCCAUGGCAUACAUUGUGAAGUGUGUGACCAUUGUGUGGUUUUGCUUCUGGACGACCUCGAGCGAGCUGGUGCCCUCCUCCCUGCCAUUCGUGAGCAGCUGCGGGGCAUCAACGCCAGUUCUGUGGCCUGGGCUCGGUUACACAGGCUGAAUGCCUCCAUUGCCAACCUACAGAGCCAACUCCGGAGCCCUCAGGGACCCCGCUAUCAGACAGAAGAGCAACUGGAGACCCUGGAGCAGCAGAGCGAGAGCCUCUGGCAGGACACCAAGCAGCUAGACAGCCAGGCCAACAGGGCCCGAGACCAAGCAAGCCAGCUGCUGGACGGCGCCGAGACCACCAUGGGCCGGGCACAGACGCUGCUGAGGGCUGUGCAGGCCAUGGACCGCGCCCUGAGUGAGCUGGCAUCUCAGAUGGGCCAUGUGUCUCCAACAAAUACCUCAGCUCCAUCUGGUGAGCAGCUACGCCAGGCAUUGACAGAAGUGGAACGGAUGCUCCGAGAGAUGCGAGCCCGUGACCUGGGCACCCCACGGGCCGUGGCAGAAGCUGAACUUGCAGAGGCCCAGAGGCUGCUGGCCCAUGUGCAGGAACAGCUGACCAGCCACUGGGAGGAUAACCAGGGGCUGGCCACACACAUUCGCAAUCAGAUUGCCAGGUAUGAGGCUGGCCUCAUGGACCUGCGCGAGGCCCUAAACCGGGCCGUCAGCACCACACGGGAGGCUGAGGAGCUCAACAGACGCAACCAGGAGCAGCUGGAGGAAGCCUUGCAACGGAAGCAAGAACUUUCUCAGGACAAUGCCACCCUGGAGGCUACUCUGCAGGCUGCCAGCCGCAUUCUUGCCAGAGCCUCGGAGCUUCUGCGUAGCAUGGACCGGGCCAAAGAGGACCUGGAGCACUUGGCGGCCAGUCUGGAUGGGGCCCGGACACCCCUGUUGCAGAAGAUGCAGGCCUUCUCCCCAGUUGGCAGCAAGGUGGACUUGGUGGAGGCUGCUGAGGCCCAUGCACAGCAGCUGGACCAGUUGGCACUCAACCUGUCUGGCAUCAUCCUCGGAGUCAACCAGGAUCGCUUCAUCCAGAGGGCUGUGGAAGCCUCCAACGCCUACAGCAGCAUCCUGCAGGCUGUGCAGGCUGCCGAGGGGGCCGCAGGCCACGCUCUGCAGCAGGCCAGCCGCACAUGGGAGAUGGUGGUACAGCGGGGGCUGGCAGCCCGAGCCCGGCAACUGCUGGCUAACAGCAGCGCCCUGGAGGAGGCUGUCCUUGGGCACCAGAAGAGGCUGGACUUCGUAUUGGGUGGCCUGCAGGCUGCCGGGAUGCAGCUCCAUGAUGCCUUGGUCAAGAAGGACCAGCUGGUGGCCCGGAUCCAGGAGGUUCAGGCCAUGCUGGCCAUGGACACAGGUGAGACCAGUGAGAAGAUUGCCCAUGCCAAGGCCGUGGCCACCAAAGCCCAGGACACAGCUGCUCGUGUGCAGUCCCAGCUUAAGAACAUGCAGAGGAAUGUGGAGCAGUGGCAGGGCCAGCUGGGGGGCCUGCAGGGCCAGGACCUGAGUCAGGUGGAGCGUGACGCAAGUGGUUCAGUGUCCACCCUGGAGAAGACACUGCCGCAGCUGCUGGCCAAACUGAACCUCCUCGAAAAUCGUGGGGUGCACAACGCCAGCCAGGCCCUGUCCACAAGCAUUGGCCGUGUGCGCGAGCUCAUUGCCCAGGCCCGGGGUGCUGCCAGCAAGGUUAAGGUGCCCAUGAAGUUCAAUGGCCGCUCAGGGGUGCAAGUGCGUGCCCCACGAGACCUCGCUGACCUUGCUGCGUAUACCGCCCUCAAGUUCUACGUGCAGGCACCGGAGCCAGAGCCCGGCGAGAACAGCGACUACUUCGUUCUGUAUAUGGGCGACCGUCAGGGCACUGGAGACUACAUGGGUGUAUCUAUGCACAACCAGAAGGUACACUGGGUGUACCGGCUGGGCAAGGCUGGCCCCACGGUUCUCAGCAUCGAUGAGAACAUCGGGGAGCAGUUUGCGACCAUCAACAUUGAUAGGACCCUCCAGUUUGGCCACAUGUCAGUCACAGUGGAGAAGCAGAUGGUCCACGAGACCAAGGGGGAUACUGUGGCCCCUGGCAUGGAAGGGUUACUCAGCCUGCAACCUGACAACUUUGUCUUCUACGUGGGGGGAUACCCCAGCAAUUUCACGCCCCCCGCGCCCCUCAAUUUCUCUUGCUACCGGGGCUGCAUCGAGAUGGGCACGCUGAACGAGGAGGUGGUCAGUCUCUACAACUUUGAGCAGACUUUCCAUCUGGACACCACCGCAGAGAAGCCCUGUGCUCGCUCUAAGUCUACCGGGGACCCGUGGCUCACGGACGGCUCCUACCUGGACGGCAGUGGGUUUGCCCGCAUCAGCUUUGAGAGGCAGAUGAGCACCACAAAGCGCUUUGACCAGGAGCUGCGGCUAGUGUCCUACAACGGGAUCAUCUUCUUUCUCAAGCAGGAGAGCCAGUUCCUGUGCCUGGCAGUGCGAGAAGGCAGCCUAGUGCUCCUCUACGACUUCGGCCUGGGCCUGAAGAAGGCCGUCCCGUUGCAGCCCCCGCCGCCCCUGACCGCAGCCAGCAAGGCAAUCCAGGUGUUCCUGCUGGCUACCAACCGCAAGCGAGUGCUGGUGCGUGUGGAGAGAGCCACUGUGUUCAGUGUGGAGCAGGACAAUGUGCUGGAGCAGGCUGAUGCCUACUACCUGGGGGGCGUGCCACCUGAGGAGCUGCCCCAGAGCCUGCGGCAGCUCUUCCCCUCAGGAGGCUCCAUCCGCGGCUGCAUCAAGGGUAUCAAGGCUCUGGGCAAGUAUGUGGACCUCAAACGGCUGAAUACCACGGGCAUCAGCUUUGGCUGCACUGCUGACCUGCUAGUGGGACGCACCAUGACUUUCCACGGCCAUGGCUACCUGCCCCUGUUGCUCCCUGAUGUGGCGCCCCUCACGGGCGACGUCUACUCCGGCUUUGGUUUCCGCAGUGCUCAGGAAAACGGCCUGCUGUAUCACCGUGCCUCCCGGGAUGGACUCUGCCAGGUAGCCCUGCAGCAGGGCCACAUGACACUCCAAUUCAUGAGGACAGAGGUGAAAACACGAGGGGUCUUCGCCGAUGGUGCCCCCCACUACGUCACCUUCUACAGUAAUGCCUCAGGGGUCUGGCUGUAUGUGGAUGACCAGCUGCAGCAGAUGAAGUCUCACCAGGACCCACCCUCCAUGCACCGGCCACAGGCUGAGGGACCCCCACAACUGCUCCUGGGAGGCCUGCCUGAGUCUGGCGCCUUCCACAACUUCAGCGGCUGCAUCAGCAAUAUUUUUGUGCAGCGACUCCGUGGCCCACAGUUGGUGUUUGACCUGCAGCAGAACAUGGGUGGCAUCAACGUGAGCACUGGCUGUGCGCCUGUUCCACGUGCCCAGACCUCCAGGUCCAUGGCUCAGAAGGCCUCACGCCGUAGCCGCCAGCCCAGCCAGUACACUGCCUGCACAUUACCCCAGCUCCUUGAGACCAUUCGGGAUGCAUACCAGUUUGGAGGUCCUCUGUCCAGUUACCUGCAGUUUGUGGGCAUCUCUGUGUCCCGCAGGAAUUGGCGCCACCUCUCCAUGAUCGUCCGCCCGCGUGGUACCCAGGGCCUCUUGCUCUUUGCUGCCCCACUGACAACCAGCAGCUCCUCAUUGGCGCUCUUCCUGAGCCAGGGGCAUUUUGUUGUACAAACUGAAGGCCCUGGGCCCCAGCUCCGAGUCCAGAGCCGCCAGCGUUCACGGGUUGGCCAGUGGCACAGGGUGUCUGUGCGCUGGGAGAAGCAUCGGGUCCAGCUGGUGGUGGAUGGGGUCCAAACCUGGAACAGAGAUGCACUCCGCCAUCAAGCCCGGAGGACAGAGGGUCCUCAGCCCCAUACCCUCUUUGUGGGAGGUCUCCCAGCUGGCAGUCACAGCUCCAAGCUCCCUGUGUCUGUGGGCUUCAGUGGCUGUGUGAAGAGACUGCAGCUGGACAGGCAGCCUCUGGGGCCCCCCACUCAAAUGGUGGGGGUCACACCCUGCAUCUCAGGUCCCUGGGAGGAAGGCCUGUUCUUCCCAGGCAGCGGAGUUCUCACAGUAGAGCUUCCAGAAGCCACGCUGUCAGAUGUGGGCCUAGAGAUGGAAGUACGGCCCCUAGCAGGCUCUGGUCUCAUCUUUCACCUAGGCCAGGCUCUGGCCCCACCCUAUCUGCAGUUAGAGGUGUUCCCAGAACAGGUCCUGCUGCGGGCAGAUGAUGGGGCAGGCGAGUUCUCCACGUGGGUGACGCACCCCACGCUAUGUGAUGGACAGUGGCACCGAGUGGCAGUGACCAAGGGCAGGAACACGCUCCGGCUCGAGGUAGACGCACAGAGCAACCACACUGUGGGCCCCACGCCAGUGGCCUUAGCCGAUGCUCCAGCACCUCUACACCUUGGGGGCCUGCCCAAGUCCAUUCUGGCACCGUCAGUGCCCCUGGCCUAUCGCGGCUGCCUAAGGAAGCUGGUGGUGAAUGGAGUCCCUGUCACCGUGACUGCCUCUGCAAGAGCCCAAGGGGCAGUGGGGGCCAGUGGCUGCCCUUCCAGGAUCCUAGCCCCAAACCGGGGUCACUCUGCACUGACACUUCUUCCCAAGCCUAUGGGCCAGGAAGAAACAAUGACUCAGCAGCAAGCAGGGUCCAGCAGGCUUUGGCCACCCAGUCGCAGUGCCCUCCGGCAUCACACGCGUGUCCUCCCCUUACUUCCACGUUAAAGUCUCCCACAGACCUAUGGGUGUUUGAUCAGCACUCUGGGUUCUGUGAGUGACAAUUCAUUUCUAGACAGAUGGACCACUGUAAAACUAGCCUGUGCACUUUGUACUUCCUGCCCCACCCAACUUCAGUACUGAGGUCUUGAAAAUUAAAAGUAAUUUGUUUAACUGA
Jaculus jaculus (lesser Egyptian jerboa) is the source of this 11392-nucleotide messenger RNA. It is a transcript of the gene Lama5, whose product is annotated as laminin subunit alpha 5. The record is from RefSeq and is a predicted model, not a curated record. Gene Ontology annotation, biological process: regulation of cell migration; axon guidance; regulation of embryonic development. Gene Ontology annotation, molecular function: signaling receptor binding. Gene Ontology annotation, cellular component: basement membrane. Lineage: Eukaryota; Metazoa; Chordata; Mammalia; Rodentia; Dipodidae. The transcript has 79 exons. The coding region runs from base 1 to 11223 and encodes 3740 amino acids.